This is a messenger RNA of Vigna radiata var. radiata (mung bean), 1908 nucleotides long. Its product is annotated as zinc finger protein WIP3. NCBI's taxonomy places the organism in Eukaryota, Viridiplantae, Streptophyta, Magnoliopsida, Fabales, Fabaceae. Gene Ontology annotation, cellular component: nucleus. The record is from RefSeq and is a predicted model, not a curated record. The coding region runs from base 363 to 1331 and encodes 322 amino acids. Gene Ontology annotation, biological process: anatomical structure development; regulation of gene expression. The transcript is spliced from 2 exons. Gene Ontology annotation, molecular function: DNA-binding transcription factor activity.
UCCUAAUAUGACGAAUAUCAUUGAUUAGAAUUCAAAGUUAAGACUAUUAUAGGAUUCUUUCUAAUAAAUGAGUGAGUUUUAAUUUUGCAUGUCAUUUUCAGACCCUCCCAUUAGUCUCUCUCUAAAAGAAACAAACAAUAAAAGGACAAGAAAGAAAAAAAAAAGAAAUUAAAAGUAAGGGUUAAAAAAUAAAGAAAAAAAGAAAAGGUCCAUAAAGACAAACAAAGCCUCCAUUCCUUAAUCAAACCAUAUUAUAAGUGCAGACUUUCUACCAUAAAGUCUGAACAUACACACACACAUACAUAACAUAACCCUUUUCUGAAGAAGAGAGAAGAUAAUUCUCUAAAUCCAACAAGGGUUUGAUGGAGUGCAAUGUGGAGAACAAUAAGAAUCUAUACCUUCAUGCUCCUACUUUCAUUGAGUGGCUCAAACCAUGUUCUUCUCCUUCAUAUCUAAAUUCCAACACAAUAUCUACUUCUUCUUCUUCUUCAUCUUUUUCUUCUUCUUUUUCCUUCACCCAGCAUGAGCUUGUUCAUGAAACCAUCCAAUUCUUGCCCAUUAAGGCCUCAAAAGAUGAAGACCACCAUCAAAGUUUUGAGGUGAAAGAGGAAAAGCUUGAACAAGUCACUGUGGCUUUGCACAUUGGUUUGCCUGACAGUGCUAAACGGCAUCGUGAGGUUGUUGAUGAUGAUGAUGAGAAGAUGAUUUUCCAUGUCAAGGAAGAAGAAGAAGACUCCUCCAAGAGAAGCUUCCAUGGCUGCUCCUUUAACCAAGAGAGAAGGUUCUGGAUUCCAACUCCAGCACAGAUCCUCGUUGGACCGAUGCAGUUUGCUUGCUCCAUAUGCAGCAAAACCUUCAAUAGGUAUAACAACAUGCAGAUGCAUAUGUGGGGUCAUGGAUCAGAAUUUAGGAAAGGACCAGAUUCACUGAAAGGAACACAACCAGCAGCAAUGUUAAGGUUGCCAUGUUACUGCUGCGCGCAGGGUUGCAAGAACAACAUAAACCAUCCAAGGGCGAAGCCUUUGAAGGACUUCAGAACCCUCCAAACGCAUUACAAGAGGAAGCACGGCACAAAGCCUUUUAUGUGCAGAAAAUGUGGGAAAACAUUUGCAGUGAAAGGUGAUUGGAGGACUCAUGAGAAGAACUGUGGGAAGUUGUGGUACUGCACUUGUGGCUCAGACUUCAAGCACAAAAGAUCACUUAAGGACCAUAUUAGGUCCUUUGGAAAGGGACACAACCCUCAUCCUCCCUUUGAAGCUUUUGAGGAUGAGAAGGAAUGCAUCACUGGCUCUGAUGAAGAUGAGCUCAAUGCUCAUCAUCAUCAUGCAUGAUGAUGAUCUGAUUAACAUUCUACAGCUUUCCUCAUUACCAAACAAAUGUGGUGGAUGCAGUCAUGGUUUUAGAACAUUGAGUAGUGGUAAUUGUAGUAGAGAGAGUUUGGUCAGUACCCUUGUGCUCAGUAACAAAAAAUUCUCAACAAUGCUGAGACAUGAAGGCUCAGGGAAAGGUUUGCUACCGAGCACUUGCAGGGUGGUGAUGAGCUAUCAGUAGAGGUUGUUUGAACUGAAUUUGCAUGCUUUUGGUUAGCUAAUAAUAAGAUGGUGCCUCAAGUGAUGAAGUAGAUGAAUUUUCUUGGCAUAGUCACAGAGACAAAGUGUCAUGUCAUGUUUACUUUUCUUUAAAAUAUGGAGGAAAUUUAUCCGCUUCAUUACUCAAUGGUAACCCUCAUUUCUAGGACUUUAUAAUACCAUGUUUCUUAUGAAUUUGCUGUUAUAUUUGGAUGAACACUGUGUGCUACACUGCAGAAUUUUCUUAGUCUUCUCUAUAGUGUUUUACUGCAGUUUCAAAUAUGCAAUGUAGAUGUAAAGAUGUAUGUGAAACAUGAUACAGAUGGAUGAUGUGAUGAAC